Morus notabilis is the source of this 1733-nucleotide messenger RNA. RefSeq lists its product as uncharacterized. NCBI's taxonomy places the organism in Eukaryota, Viridiplantae, Streptophyta, Magnoliopsida, Rosales, Moraceae. Bases 97 to 1617 code for a protein of 506 amino acids. The record is from RefSeq and is a predicted model, not a curated record. The transcript has 6 exons.
AAGCCGAAGAGCCAAAGGUCGAAAAUGGAGGGGUUUUUGUGCUGUUGAAGAGAAAACUGACUUUCCGAGAAAACGCUUUUUGGAAGAUUCAAAGAAAUGGCUUUCUAUUUCGAUGAAGAUCACUGGGCUUUUCUGGAAGACAUUGAGGCGCCUAUGUGGGUCGAUCUUACCUUAGAAGCCAAUUCCAACAACCAAGACAAUGAUGAUAAGUGGUUCUACACAAGCCAUCAGUUCCACCACUGUUCUUCAAGCCAGUUAAAGUCUACAUUUUUCCAUUCUGGAGAUGGGGAUUCAACCCGAGACUUUGACUUGACCGGGCUAUCUUCGCCAAAGCUUCCAGCUUCUGUUUCAAAAUCAAGAGGAAAACAAUAUAGGAUCAAGAAAUGGAAAGGGGAAAAUCAGAAUUUUUCCGUUGACAAGCCACAUCCAGUCAAGGUUCUAACCGGGAAAUCUUCACGUGUUAAACUGGGACUGAGAGAUAAAAAGAAACACAAGUUGAGCUUUAUACCAAAAGAAACUUCCGUUUCAAAAUCAAGUGUUGUAUGUGAAAGCAGCUUGAAAGGCAAAGCCGUAUCUAAUGGCUCUAACCAUCCAUCCGCUUGUGAGGAUAUCGGAAGGAGUAUGAGUUCUGAGGCGAACAAGACAAUUGAUAGCAAUCCAACUAGCACCGUUACAUAUGAGAAUGAGAGUGGUCGUCAGAAACAGAAUAAGGCAAAUGAUGUGUCAAGCAAAGCAUUUGGUCACACAAAUGGGCUCUUGUCAGCUAUGAAGAUGGCUCUUAGAAAAAGCUAUAUUACAAGACCAGCAGCAAGAAUGGAGAUUAACAAUGACGCAAGGCAAAUUAAGGGGCGUAAUUCUACAUCCAGCAAGUCUAGUGUCGGAUCUUCUUCGAACCCGAGACAUGAUGUUAGGAUCUCAACAUCUUCAUCUGCACGGCCCAAAGAAAUAACCCCAGAAAGCAGAAAUAUGGGGAGGAUUACAUACGUGGCCAAGAGCAAAAUAAGUUCAGGCAUAGUGAAGGCACCAAGAAUAAAGAUGGAGGAAGGAACGUCAAAUAACAGAAGAGGAGGAAGCCAAGGUAAUCCUGCGAAGUCAACCCACCAGGAAGCUGCAAGACAAAAGGUUCUAUAUCGACCUUCUCACACCAAAGCUUUGGUGCCCUCUAGAGUCAAUGAGCAGGACUCGGCUGUUGCGGCUACUAAAGCCAAGAAGAAAGCGGGAACCCGUGUGAUGAAGUCCAAUAACUUGGUUGGUGGUGGAAAAGAGAAUGUGACUGGGAAAAUGUCUCAGAGUGAGAAGUGCAAUGGAAGAGGCAUUGCGCAGGACUCGACUGUUGCGGCUACUAAAGCCAAGAAGAAAGCGGGAACCCGUGUGAUGAAGUCCAAUAACUUGGUUGGGGGUGGAAAAGAGAAUGUGACUGGGAAAAUGUCUGAGAGUGAGAAGUGCAAUGGAAGAGGCAUUGCUGGUGGAGGCAUAGCGGGUAGGGGUCAAAAAGGGACAAAGCAGUCUCUUUCAGCUUCAGGAAGGAAUGAUAUGGGAGGAACCGUUUGCUUGAAGGGAAAAGGCAGGGGCCAAGGCAAUUUCGAAAAACCGAGGAAUUUGGUACAUUUUCGAUGAAAAGAACACUUCAACUUCGUGGCUUUCUGCAACAGUUUGUAUAGUAUACCUUACACCACUUCUAACUUGAGGAAACAUGGAGUGACACAACAGAUUUUUUUUUUGGCUCUCAACCA